Molecule: messenger RNA, 1263 nt
Organism: Saccostrea echinata
Lineage: Eukaryota; Metazoa; Mollusca; Bivalvia; Ostreida; Ostreidae
Product: collagen alpha-1(I) chain-like
Exons: 4
Coding region: 32-1105 (357 amino acids)
Source: RefSeq, a predicted model, not a curated record
CCGACAGCCAGACUAAGUCUCUAAACCAGCCAUGAACGCCUAUCUUCUUAUCGCCCUCUGUGGUGCCUUUGUGGCAACAGCCUCCGCUAGUGAUCUCCAGGAGCAAAUCGACAAAUUUGCGGAAGAGCUCUAUAGAGUAAAAGCAGAAAUAGCCAAAUUGAAGGACAAAAUAGAGGCUGCUCGCAUUACCGAGGAUGAACACAAGGAACAUGAAAGACAGAAGCGCCAUGGCUACUAUCAAUUCGCCCCAUCAGCCUUAGCCAUGGCAAUGGGACCCCCGGGACCAGCAGGACCACAGGGACACCCAGGGGUUCCAGGAGAACAAGGUGGAGAGGGGCCAAGAGGUGCUCCGGGUGUGAAGGGGGAGAUCGGUGAUCAGGGAGCCCAGGGAGUGAAAGGAAACCCCGGCCCACCCGGAGAGAAAGGACCUGAGGGUGAACAAGGGGAAACUGGUCCAGUAGGUGCUGAGGGGCAGCCUGGAUUGAUGGGACCCCAAGGGAAAAAGGGACUGACAGGUGACCAGGGACCACCAGGCGCUCCAGGUUUUCCUGGAUACCAGGGAGAACAGGGAGACAUUGGAUUAGCUGGUCCACCAGGUCCAGCCGGACCACAGGGAUUGCAGGGUGUACAAGGAUACACAGGCGCUCCAGGACAGGCUGGAGCAGUCGGUGAAGCAGGACCACCAGGUGAACCCGGUCCCUCAGGUCUUAGAGGACCAACAGGACCUCGCGGAGAAUAUGGCGUAGCCGGAAAACAAGGGUAUGCUGGGUACCCUGGAAAACGCGGAGACAGAGGAUACACAGGAUACCCAGGACAACGUGGUCCAGCAACGACGUAUGUUUACGCACCAGCCGCUGCACGAUAUUAUGCCGUGCGAGCACCAGCACGUUCAAGCUCUAAAGGGGUACAAUACGCUCCAGUUGUAGCUGCACCAAAAAUGGGAUAUGCCCAGGCGGCACCAAACUCCAAAAUGCAAUAUGCUCCAGUGGUAUCCAAAAGUGCACAGUAUGCACCUGUUAUGAGCAAGUCCAUGGCACCAGCAGUGUUUGCUCCCAAAUCUAUGGGAUAUGCUCAGGCUCCUCAGGCAUAUACCAAAGGAUACUAAAUAAAGACUUAAAUUCCCUUGAUUCCUAUUUUGUUUUUUUUUUUAUUAGGCCAUCUUGUUGACAAUUGAAAUUAUUUCCAAUUUAUGAUCAUAAUUUUUAAAAUACUGAUUGUUUUACGGGAAAUUUGAAAGAAAAAAAAUAAAUUCGAUUAAUUUUU